UUUUUCUUAAACAAUUCUCAUCCUUUUUUUUGUUACUAAUCCUUUUACUUUUUUUGUAAAUAAUUGUAGUUGUGUUUUUCUUUUUUUUUCAUAAACAGUCCUAGUAUUUUUUGUAUUACUACUCAUUUUAAAUAAUCCUAGUCCUUUUUUUGUAAAUGACCCUAGUUUUUUUGUAAUUAAUCUUAGUCUUUUUUUGUAAAUAAUCCUAGGGGGGGUUUUGUAAAUAAUUUGUUAUUUUGAAUUUUAUUUUAUUUUAUUUUAUCUCUUUUUUUUGGUGAAUACUACUAAUCCUUCUUUUUUUUUAACUAAUCCUACUCUCUUUUUUUUUUGGUAAAUAAUCCUGGUUUCUUUUUUGUAAAUAAUCCUACCGCUUUAUUUCCUCUCUGUGAGAGACAAAAGUUUCGUUGGAGCUGAAGAAUCCUGCUGCCAGCUCACCGUGAAAAGGAUGUGCCUUUUAAAUAUUUACUUACGGAAAACGAUGGUUAUCGUUAAGGUUGCUAGACAACUUGUGAAGCCAGUAGAGCCAGUCUGUUUAAAUAGCCACUGGGUAAAUAUUUUAUCUGUGAAUGAACACAUGGAUCAUACACCAGGUUAUAUUUUAAGUUGGAGGCUGUGCUGGAGGAACGUGUCAGCUCUUGAGACAACUUGUUUAUUUUAGCUUCUGAAGGAAACGUGUUUGCGCGCAAAAAAUGACCGGAAAAGUGAGCGCAUGAUUUGAGCUACUACCUCUGGCAGUCUGUGGGAUUGCCCUGUGUUUUUUUUCUGCGGAAUCUAAAUAUACGUCGGUGACAAAUAGUCCAAAUACAGUAGCAACCCAACUGUGAUGUGGGGGUGGUGCUGAGAGAACAGCUCCGUCUCCAAAAGUCCCCCUCUGUUGGAUCCGGAGUCCGUCAGGAGAAGGUCGCACGGAGAGUCUCAGCUCCACUACCUGCUGCUUUUUCUUUUUUCUGUCUUUAUUACCAUGAAGAGACAAAACGCCAGGACUCUCGCCCUCAUCAUCAGCAUCCUCACCUACCUGGUGGUCGGAGCGGCCGUCUUCGAGACUCUGGAGUCGAAGCAGGAGAAAAGCCACAAGAGGAAGCUCGACGCCAGAAAGUACGAACUCAUGCGCAAAUACAACUUAACCAAAGAGAACUUCGAGGAGCUGGAGCACGUCGUCCUGCAGCUCAAACCUCACAAAGCAGGAGUGCAGUGGAAAUUUGCUGGGUCCUUUUACUUCGCCAUCACUGUGAUUACGACUAUAGGUUACGGCCAUGCGGCGCCCAGCACCGACUCAGGGAAAGUGUUCUGCAUGUUCUACGCCCUCCUGGGGAUCCCGCUCACUCUGGUCAUGUUCCAGAGCCUGGGAGAGCGGAUCAACACGUUCGUCAGGUACCUGCUGCACCAAGCCAAGAAGUGCCUGGGGAUGCGUCACACCGAGGUCUCCAUGGCAAACAUGGUGACUGUGGGCUUCUUCUCCUGCAUGAGCACCCUGUGCGUGGGGGCCGUGGCGUUCUCCCACUGCGAGGGAUGGAGCUUCCUCCACGCCUUUUACUACUGCUUCAUCACGCUCACCACCAUCGGGUUCGGAGACUACGUGGCCCUGCAGAGGGACGACGCCCUGCAGAACGACCCUCGCUACGUCGCUUUCUGCUUCGUCUACAUCCUCAUGGGCCUGACGGUGAUCGGAGCGUUCCUGAACCUGGUGGUGCUUCGCUUCCUGACCAUGAACACGGAGGACGAGCGUCGGGACGCCAAGCAGAGGGCCCUGAUGUCCGUCGGCAAGCCAAGAGGAGAGGUGGCUCACCUUCUGCCUAUCUCUGCCUCAGCCUCUUCCACACCUGUAGUAGACGAGUCCAUGAAGGCGAAAGAUUUAAAAGGUGUCUACACCGAGGUGCUACAUUUCCAGACUAUAUGCUCCUGCUUGUGGUACAGGAGCAAAGAGAAGCUGCAGAGCUCCACCAUGAUCCCUCAGGAGCUGACGUUCUCCGAUGCCUACAUGCAGCAGAACAGUAACUGUCCUCACUACAUGGAGCCUGGAUCAACAGGAUGCGUUUGCAGUCCACGUCAGUGUUCGAGUAUAAGCUCCAUAACAACGGGCCUACACAUCCUCUCCCCGUUCAGGGUGUUUAAGAGACGCAGCUCCGUCUAGCCUUUUUAAAUACAGCAGAUGUUAGUUCUGCACAAUGCGUCCAUACUGCCAAACGGAGAACAACACCCUUUGCAGUCCCUCACAGCAGAAAACAAGACUGCGAGUAGAUGUUUGUGGUGCUAUAAUCCCAGCAAACAGUAGGACACAUGAAAGGGGAAAGCACUUGCAGUACUGUAAACAGCAAAGUCUUGCUCAAAUAUGUGCUUGAGAAGGCACCACACGGACUUGAAGUCUCAUACAGGGGCGCCCUGUUUGCUUUGAUAGAAAGUGUAGGAGGUCAUCCAGGUCGCUACAUGCAAACACACUGCAGUGCAGGAGGUGCACAGUGUACACAGCACAGCGGCAGAACAGGUGUUGCACGAGGUUCGAGUCAGUUGAGCAACAGCGUGAUAAAACAGCUACAUAAAAUAACUGACAGCUCUGCAGUACAUUCCACUUAACUGUAUUUGAUCAUAAUCUCAGAGGUGGUGAUUCAACUCAGGGGUUAUUUCUUAAAGUUGUAGUGUUUUAAGGCAUUUCCCUUCAUUGUAUUUGUCACUGAUGCAGCACCAAUUUACACGACAACACUCUGGUUUCAUAUAAGUUGCCUCGUGUUGCCCUAAAAAUGUACUCAAACAAAUCGUGAUUGUCAGAGCUGUAUUGCUGACACACACGGAUAACUCAAUGUGACUCAUCUGCUGUGGAGCUGCCUCUGUUAUUGUGAUUUUUUCAGUCAGAGCUCUCUGCCCAAAUGUGCUGGUGCAUCAGUCACAAACGCUGCUGCAUUAUGUAACGUCACAAGUGGAAAAGUUCAAAAAGUCACGAUGACAUAUCUCCAGCACAGUGAAACUGCAUUAACUCUGACUGGAACACCCUUUACUUUGUUUGAAAACGCUUU
Centropristis striata (black sea bass) is the source of this 3008-nucleotide messenger RNA. RefSeq names its product potassium channel, subfamily K, member 3b (gene kcnk3b). Gene Ontology annotation, biological process: potassium ion transmembrane transport; stabilization of membrane potential. Gene Ontology annotation, molecular function: open rectifier potassium channel activity; potassium ion leak channel activity. The record is from RefSeq and is a predicted model, not a curated record. Lineage: Eukaryota; Metazoa; Chordata; Actinopteri; Perciformes; Serranidae. Gene Ontology annotation, cellular component: membrane. The transcript has 2 exons. The coding region runs from base 962 to 2131 and encodes 389 amino acids.